ACAAAAGUGACCUAGAUAAGGGGUACUUAUUGGGUAGUCAUAGUACUGUGUCUAUCAACGGUGUAUCAGAAAGACACUCUUUCCCUGGACUUCCCUCUUUCUCUCUGUUGUCUGUUGCAGCGGAGACAGCCACCAUGCCUACUGAAACACAGAGUGAUGCCCGCUCCUUCCUGAGCGAGGACAUGAUUGCCGAGUUCCAGGCUGCCUUCAACCUGUUCGACAGUGACGGUGGAGGUGACAUCAGCACCAGGGAGUUGGGUCAGGUGAUGAGGAUGUUGGGCCAGAACCCGACCAGAGAGGAGUUGGCCCUGAUCAUCGAGGAGGUCGAUGAGGAUGGUAGCGGCAGCAUCGACUUCGAGGAGUUCUUGGUCAUGAUGGUGAGGCUCCUGAAGGAGGACCAGGCCGGCAAGUCCGAGGAAGAGUUAUCAGAGGUCUUCCGUAUUUUCGACAAAAACGGCGACGGUUUUAUUGACCGUGAGGAGUUAAAUGACAUCUUGGCCGCCACUGGAGAGCCAGUCACAGAGGAGGAAUGUAUGGAGUUAAUGACAGACGCAGACCUAAACAAAGACAACAGGCUUGAUUUUGAUGAAUUUCUGAAAAUGAUGGAGAAUGUACAGUAACAAGACCAACAUUCCUUUGUGACCCUUUCCAUGUGUCACUUCUCCUGCUUGAAGAAAAGAACAACUGUUUCUGAAUGGAAAAAAAUCAAAUACAAAAAUGAAAGCCACAUUUUCUUUUUGAGUCUUCCCGACUACUUACAGUAAAGAGUCUACUCAAAAACACUACAAAUCAAAUCAAAGUUUAUUGAUGGCGUACACAGAUUUGCAGAUGUUAUUGCAGGUGCAAUGAAAUGCUUGUGUUAAUAUCAGUAAUAUCUAGCAAUACAAUAAAAAAUACAGACUAUA
Oncorhynchus gorbuscha (pink salmon) is the source of this 905-nucleotide messenger RNA. RefSeq names its product troponin C, skeletal muscle-like. Gene Ontology annotation, cellular component: myosin II complex. The transcript has 6 exons. Lineage: Eukaryota; Metazoa; Chordata; Actinopteri; Salmoniformes; Salmonidae. The record is from RefSeq and is a predicted model, not a curated record. Gene Ontology annotation, molecular function: calcium ion binding. Bases 135 to 620 code for a protein of 161 amino acids.